CUUCCCAUCCUCCCUCUCUAUCACUCCAUUCUAACCAUGUAGCUCCCCCCAGACAUGUCUCUUCCCAAACACACCUCCCCAUCUCCCUUAUCCUCCUCACCCUCCCGCCAAUCAGUCCGCCGAACUUCAGGAUCUCGCCCCCAGAGCAUCAUCGACCGGCCCGGCACCGCCCAACAAGUCACCGACAUUCCGGAGGAGCACGACUCCCACGAAGCUGCACCUGCACCAGCUCCAGUCCCACAAGUGCACGCCCCUACCGAGCACGAAAAACCCCACGAGACAACAUCAACAACAACACCAUCGCACGCCACCUUCCAACCCUUCUUCACCUUAAUCGAAGACGCCAACUCCUCCGAAUACCACCACCCCACAGUGCACUACAUCUUCUCCGACGAUGACACAGACAUCGUGACCGAUGCAGCUCUACGCGCCCUAGAAUCUGAGCCCGAUCUUUUCACAGCCAACGGAAAAGGUAAAUCCAAACAUACACAAGACCACAAUCGUCAAGACGGUGGUGAACAAGGCACAUACCCCGAAGACGAUGAAUACGCCCACCACAGGAAGGAGUCCCUCCUUCCGGACCCUAUCCCAGGUGUCCGCGAUAACUACGUGAUUCUCGAUAUAGACUACGCCUCGCCAGAUGGUACACAUCCCGAGACGACAGUCCCAAACACCGACGGCGGCGCGGCCAGCGCUCACGAAGCCCACGGAACAGGACCUCCUCUUCUACAACAACAGCAACAGCAACAGCAAUCAUCGGCGCAUAAAUACACCGUGACCUCCGCACACAGUUUAUCACCAGCAUGGCAGGUUCUGAAUACGCAACUGGUUUCGGCGCCUACCUUUGAGAAUAAUAAUAAUAACUCGUCUGGGGGACAGCCGCCGAACGGAAGUCUCAUGCUCAAGAUCAAGGGUACGGCAGGACUGCCUAUGAAUAUGCCGGGGAAGGAUAAAGAUAGAGAGAGGAGUAGCCAGCGGUUGGAGGAUAUGAUGGAUCAGUUCGCGAAGCGGUUAUCGGAGCUGAGACAGGUUAUUGGUGCGGAGGAGCAGAUGGACGAUGCGGAAGAAAGAGUAGAGGGUGACACGGCAUUGCCUGAGGAAGGGGAUGUCGAGGGUGCUCCUGCGGAUAACACUGAGGAGCCGAUCGAAGCCGAGCCUCAUGUUGAGGGUGGUGGGGAGAAUGAGGGACAGUCUGUAGAAAGUUGAGCUGGCAAGUGUAGUUGUCCGGACUGGUUAAUGUAACCAUGCAGUGUGGCAAACAUUAUAUGCACUACUUAUAGGCACCCACCAUGCUACAUACUACAUCCUAUGGUCUAGUGUUGAGCAGAAAUCAUGAC
Aspergillus neoniger CBS 115656 is the source of this 1337-nucleotide messenger RNA. RefSeq lists its product as uncharacterized. The record is from RefSeq and is a predicted model, not a curated record. Lineage: Eukaryota; Fungi; Ascomycota; Eurotiomycetes; Eurotiales; Aspergillaceae. The coding region runs from base 55 to 1206 and encodes 383 amino acids. The transcript has a single exon.